CUGUCUGUGGGCGGAGCUGGACGCCUCUCGCUGGCUCAAUGCUUCUCGGUGCGGGCUAUGACUGGAUUAUUCUGACCGUAGUCUGGACGGCAUAUUCCCAGUCAUGGUUGUGCUGCACGCCGUCCUGAGACUAUUGUGCGGACGGAAAGGCGCUGGUGCAAGCGGAACACAUUGACAGACGUCGGGCUGUUUACGGAGCCUCUGGGCUGGAGCUGAUCUGUCAGCCAUCUGCGAGUUUGAAGUGUCCCCCCCACCCCCGCCCCGCCCUCCCCAAGUGUCCUCUGGGUGUCAGCGGACCGUGGUGGAUUGAGAAGUACAAAGUGUGUCACAGAAGAAACUGACCUAAACUCACAAUGUCUCAAAACAGAGAACUUGUUGUUUACUACGUUGGCUACAAACUGUCUCUGAGGGACUACCCUGUGAACUAUAUGGAACUGUUGGAACCCUCAAACAGGACUGAGAGAAGGGAAGAGUCUGGGGAGGAACAGGGUUUAGCAGCACACGCCAAUGGAACCUUUAACGGCACGGGUCCGGGCACGCCACCAGAAUCCCCUCGGCCGGAGGAGAGGUUACCAACGAACCUGGAUGCGGUGAAGGACGCCAUCCGGGACUCGGCCAACGAGUUUGAGUUGCGGUACUCCCGGGCGUUUAAUGACCUGCACAAUCAGCUCCACAUCACGCCCGCCACAGCGUACCAGAGCUUCGCCAGCGUGAUGGACGAGGUGUUCCGAGACGGCGUCAACUGGGGUCGCAUCGUAGGCCUUUUUGUGUUCGGUGGAGCGCUGUGUGUGGAGUGCGUGGAGAAGGAGAUGAGUCCGCUCGUGGCCAGGAUCGUAGAGUGGAUGACCGUCUACCUGGACCAACAUAUCCAGCCAUGGAUUGCGAGCCAAGGAGGAUGGGAGAGCUUUGCUGAAAUCUUCGGCCAGGAUGCGGCAGCGGAGGUCAGGAGGUCAGAAGAGAGCUUCAAAAAGUGGUUCCUGGCCGGGAUGACCCUGGUCACCGGUGUCGUGGUCGGCUCUCUAAUCGCCCAGAAGCGUCUGUGAAGGAGACCCCAGCACCACCGCCACCUUCCUGUCGCCAACAUACAAGAGCAUCCCCAACAAAAAUGAAGGUCCCCGUGAUGACGCCGGUGUUUAGUUCCUCUCUCCAGUUCCUCUUGCAAGGACAGAGACGUUUUAUGUUCCCACUUGAUGCGUUCAUGAUCAUCACUUUGUUCUAAUUUAUCUGCAUUGAUUUUCUCCAUUCCAUUGUUCCAUAGUUCCAACAAGUUUUUUUUUUUUGUACAUUUUUUUUCUCGUGUUCACAUUUUUAGUUUUUACAAAUGUCAUUGUUCCACGGAAGAAUACUGACUUUGGUCUGAAGCGUGUUGCAUUCAGCCUCUCUGCUGCUCCAAGUGAUGGUCAGACACACCCAUCGCACGUGCCAUACGUAGCGCAGCCUCUGACUGCAGCAGGCUCGGCGCCGCUCUUCGUAGUUCAAGUUCGUAGUAUCAAGCGAGACGUCCGCUCCCGAUUCUGUUGGUCUGAAACUACUCGUGUGAAGAUCUCUUAUGUUUGCUGGUGCGAUUUGGACUCGACACACAUACAUAUACACAAAGUAGCAGCCGAAGGCGCUCGGUAUUGUAGCAGCUCACACAAAUUUGGGUUGAUGUAUGGUGUAAUUUUGAUGCUUUUUUUAACCCAUAAAGGCAUGUAAGCAAUUUAAUAAAAGGUUAGGUCUCA
This is a messenger RNA of Synchiropus splendidus (mandarinfish), 1721 nucleotides long. It is a transcript of the gene bcl2l1, whose product is annotated as BCL2 like 1. Lineage: Eukaryota; Metazoa; Chordata; Actinopteri; Syngnathiformes; Callionymidae. Gene Ontology annotation, molecular function: protein homodimerization activity; protein heterodimerization activity. Gene Ontology annotation, cellular component: mitochondrial outer membrane. The record is from RefSeq and is a predicted model, not a curated record. Bases 354 to 1043 code for a protein of 229 amino acids. The transcript is spliced from 4 exons. Gene Ontology annotation, biological process: intrinsic apoptotic signaling pathway in response to DNA damage; negative regulation of intrinsic apoptotic signaling pathway; extrinsic apoptotic signaling pathway in absence of ligand.